Molecule: messenger RNA, 2221 nt
Organism: Thalassophryne amazonica
Lineage: Eukaryota; Metazoa; Chordata; Actinopteri; Batrachoidiformes; Batrachoididae
Gene: nprl3
Product: NPR3-like, GATOR1 complex subunit
Exons: 14
Coding region: 231-2033 (600 amino acids)
Biological process (GO): positive regulation of autophagy; TORC1 signaling; cellular response to amino acid starvation
Cellular component (GO): GATOR1 complex
Source: RefSeq, a predicted model, not a curated record
ACCGUCGUUGUUCGACGUGAACUCUUUUCAAUGUGACACAAAAACAAUCAUGGCCGCACAUUUCCUGGAGCUAACAAGCUAACGUUUAACCAGUGUACUUUACUGAGUGUUUUGCGGCAAAUAUUAACACAGCUGUCAUUUGCAGUGAAGUUACGAUAACUGUGUGGUCAAAAGUGUUAAACUGGGCUUUUUUUCUUGUGUCGUAACUCCGCGUUAGCUAGAAUGCUAACAUGAUGUUUGGAGAUGACACAACAGCAUCCAUGUACAGUCAGUGCCAAAAGAACGGCGAUCAAACCAGCCCCAUCAGCGUCAUUCUGGUCAGCUCCGGUAGCCGAGGCAACAAGUUACUGUUCCGGUAUCCUUUCCAAAGAGGAGCCGAGUGUCCAUCGGCUCUCGCAGCAAAACAGCGAAGUCCAUACGCUCUGAACACAACUGGUGAUGGUGUUGAAGAUCAGGAUGGUGAUUCAAGGGAACAUUCUCCACUAACUGAUGAACAGUUGGUAGCAGGGUUCUCUGACAUAAUCCUUGCCACCAUCCUGGCUACCAAAUCUGAUAUGUGUGGAAAGAAGUUUGAGCUGAAGAUUGACAAUGUUUGUUUUGUGGGUCACCCUACGCUUCUUCAGCAUCCUCCCAUCAUUCAGGUUUCUAAAACAGAUCCUUCACCGAAGAGAGAAAUGCCCACCAUGAUCUUAUUCAAUGUGGUUUUUGCACUGAGGGCCAAUGCUGACCCAUCAGUCAUCAGCUGUAUGCACAACCUUUCUCGGCGUAUUGCCAUCGCCCUGCAGCAUGAGGAGUGGCGCUGUCAGUACCUGACCAGAGAGGCAAAGCUGAUGCUCGCCCUCCAGGAUGAAAUUACCACCACAACUGAGAUGGAUGGAAGCCCGCAGUCCCCCUUUAGGCAAAUUCUUCCCAAAUGUAAAUUAGCGAGGGACCUGAAGGACGCAUAUGACAGCCUUUGUACAACUGGUGUCGUGCGGCUGCAUAUUAACAACUGGCUUGAGGUGAUGUUCUGUUUACCCCAUAAGAUCCACAGGAUUGGUGGAAACUACAUCCCACCAGAGGCAUUAGAGCGCAGCCUUAAGGCCAUAAGGCCCUAUCAUGCUUUGCUGCUGCUGGAAAGUGAGAAGGCUCUGCUGAACCAGCUUCCUCUGGAUUGCUCACCUGCUAUGGUGCGCCUUAUCAAAACAUGCUCGGCGGUGAAAAACCUGCAGCAGCUCGCACAGGAUGCAGACCUGGCUCUGCUUCAGAUUUUCCAAAUUGCUGCUCACUUGGUGUAUUGGGGUAAAGCAAUCAUCAUCUACCCACUGUGUGAGAACAAUGUCUACAUGCUGUCUCCUCACGCUGACAUCUGCCUCUACUCACCACUGGCUGAACAGUUCUCAAAGCAGUUUCCUGGUAACGAUCUGCCCUCCAUGUUAGCCAAAUUUUCACUGCCUGUGUCGCUGGCUGAGUUCAGAAACCCGCUGGAGGCUCCGGUGCAGGAGGCCCAGCUAAUCCAAAUGGUGGUUUGGAUGCUUCAGCACCGCCUCUUGAUCCAGCUGCACACUUACGUCUGCCUGCUGGUGCCCCCAAGUGAGGAUGAGCUUGGUAUGAAGGAUGAAGACCUGCCAUUGGCUGCUCGCAUAGGCGGCCGCAGUCUCAGCACCCCAAGCGCUCUCAGCUUUGGUUCCCCAACCAGCAGCGAUGACAUGACCCUCACCAGUCCCAGUAUGGACAACUCCAGUGCAGAGCUGCUGCCCGGUGGAGAUUCUCCUCUCAACAAGAGGAUGACGGAGACGCUGCUCACCAGCCUAUCCGAGUACGAGAGGCAGUUCAUUCUCAACGUCCCUGCUGCACAAAAUCCAGAGGACCUGCGGAUGUUCGCAAGGCUGCUGCAUUAUUUCCGUGGACAUCACCACCUGGAGGAGAUUAUGUAUAAUGAGAACAUGAGGCGCUCUCAUCUGAAGACACUGUUUGACAAGUUUCGCAGCGUCCUUGUGGUGACCAACCACGAGGACCCCAUUAUUUCCAUAUUUCAUUCACCCAUGGAGUAAAAGCACAAAGACUUGACCAGCACUAACCUACUGGAAGAAAAAAAAAACAGUGAGAGUGGUGCAUCACCUGCUGUUCUCACAGUGAACUGAACAAUUUAUGAACUGAUAAUGGUCAGUAAUGUUACACACUGAAGGUCUCCUUUUUGAGCCAAACAUUGAUUGUUUACAGGAUUAAAUUAUUUUCUAUG